CUAAUCUUCUCUUCCUUCAAAAUUUCUAGUCCUCUAUUGCCUUGUCAUGGGUGCCUCUUUUGCUACUCAUGUGCUUUUCUUACUGUGGUUCUUUGCAGCAACCUUCAGUUUAAGCUUAUUCAAAGCAGAGUCAAAUAUCUCUUGCAUUGAAAAAGAGAAACAAGCACUUCUAAUUUUCAAAAAAGGUCUCUCUGAUCCUAGAAACGUACUCUCAUCCUGGUCUGACCAAGUCGAUUGUUGUAGAUGGGACCGAGUUCAUUGCAACAACAAAACUGGUCGAGUCACAGCGCUCGACCUCAAUGGAUUUCAAGACCAUAACAAGAGCUUAUUCAGUGGAGUUUAUGGCUACGAAAAGAGGUUAGGCGGUGAGAUUAGUCCUUCAUUGCUUGAAUUAGAAUUUUUAAAUUACUUGGACUUGAGUUACAAUAACUUCAAUUGUACUCCUAUUCCAAGUUUCCUUGGUUCAAUUGGUAGUCUGAGAUAUCUUGAUCUUAGCGGAGCUAACUUCUCUGGACUCAUUCCUCAUCAGCUUGGAAACCUUUCAAGCCUUCGUGUUCUAGAUCUUGCAAAUAAUCCAAACCUUUAUGUAGAUAACCUUCGUUGGAUGUCUCAUUUCUCUUCCAUACAAUACCUUGAUCUGAAUAGCAUCGACCUUCACAGAGAAGUUGAUUGGCUUCAAAUAAUGAGUAAGUUCUCAUCUCUUUUGGAGCUACACUUGUCAUUUUGUCAACUUGAUAGCCUAAAACCAUUUCUUGGAUUUGUCAACCACACAUCUCUUCAAGUCCUUGAUCUUUCCUAUAACCUUUUCAAUCAUGAGAUUCCUAAUUGCUUCUUUAAUCUCAGUACAAGCCUCGUAGUGCUUAACCUAGAAUAUAGUUUGCUAAAAGGCAAGAUACCGCCUAGCAUUUUGAAUUUGCAUAACUUAGAAUAUCUAUUAUUGCUUUCCAAUCACCUAGUUGGAAAAAUUCCGGAGUCUAUAGGGCAGCUUAAAUAUCUAAAAUCUCUUGAGCUCUGGUAUAACUCUUUAAGUGGUCCUAUUCCUUCAUCCAUUGGGAAUUUUUCUUAUUUGGAAGAAUUAUUUCUUUCUAAUAAUCAGUUGAGUGGCACAAUUCCUGAGAGUCUUGGGCUUCUCUCAAAUUUAGAGAGGUUAUUUAUUGAUAAAAAUUUAUUAACAGGCACUGUUGGUGAAGGACAUUUCACUGAACUCUCGAAAUUAAAGACUUUAUAUUUAUCAAAUCCUUUGUUCUUUAAUGUGAGUUCCAAUUGGAUUCCUCCUUUUCAACUUGAUUUUGCUUACAUGAGCUAUUGUAAGGUAGGACCCAACUUUCCUACAUGGCUGCAAACACAAAAAUCCCUUAGAGUUUUACAAAUGUCCAAGUCAGAAAUUUCAGACAAGGCUCCAGGUUGGUUCUGGAACUGGACUUCAAACAUUCAAGUAAUUGAUUUGUCUAGAAACCACAUAGAAGGGGAUAUAUCAGACGCUGUGUUAAAUUCUACGGUCUUAAAUCUAAAUUCUAAUCAUUUCAAGGGUCGAAUGCCACAAUUGUCUGCGAAUGUCAAAGAGCUCAAUAUCGCUGACAACUCAUUUGCUGGACCGAUUUCCACUUUCUUAUGCCUAAAGAGGAAUAGAAUGAAUAAAUUGAUAAUUUUAGAUGCAUCAUUCAAUCUCUUAUCAGGAGAGCUUCCUGACUGUUGGAAGGAUUGGCAAUCUUUGGCUCGUCUAGACUUGGGAAGCAAUAGUAUAUCAGGUAGAAUUCCUUAUUCAAUGGGUUCUUUGGUUGCACUCCAAACACUGCAUUUAGAAAACAAUAACAUCUCCGGAGGUAUACCAUCUUCAUUGCAAAGUUGCUCACAGUUGGAACUCCUUGAUAUAGGUGAGAAUCAUUUGCAGGUUACCAUACCACUUUGGAUUGGAGAAAUGACAAGUCUUAUGGUUCUCCGUCUUAGAUCCAAUGGAUUCCACGGCCACAUACCUCUACAGAUAUGCCAACUAUCUUCUCUUAUAGUGUUAGAUCUUGCCAAUAAUAGCCUAUCAGGAACCAUACCAAAGUGCUUGAACAAUUUGAGUGCCUUGGCAAAACCUGAUAAUGGAGGAUCUAUUCAUUUUGGCUAUCUCCCUUAUGCUUAUAGCAUGUAUGUUGAGAAUCUUUUCUUGGUUCCCAAAAAGAAGCAACUAGAAUAUUUUGACAACAUCAAAUUUGUUAGGCUUAUAGACCUUUCAAGUAACAACUUGUCCGAAUCAAUUCCUGUUGAGAUUUCAGUUCUUUUUGGGUUGCAUUUUUUGAACUUAUCUGAAAAUCAUUUGACGGGAGCGAUACCAGAAAAAAUUGGGAGCAUGAAAGAGUUAGAGUCGAUUGAUCUCUCUCGAAAUCAUCUAUCGGGUGAAAUUCCUCCAAGCAUGUCUAAUUUGACAUUUCUUAGUCAAUUGGACUUGUCAUAUAACAGCUUGUCAGGUAGAAUUCCUUUAAGCACACAGCUCCAGUCUUUUGAUGCACUCAGCUACACUGGCAAUCCUCAACUUUGUGGUGAUCCUCUACCAAAAACCUGUACAGUAGAGGAAGAACCAUCCAAUAGAACACCAAUUGGUAGAACAGAAGAUCACUCUGAAAAGUACAGCUUCUAUAUAGGUUUGGGGGUUGGAUUUGCUGUUGGUUUUUGGGCAAUUUGUGGAGUUCUCUUCUUCAAGAGGACCUGGAGGCAUGCUUAUUUUAGAUUUCUCGAUGGCAUCAAGGAUUGGGUUUAUGUGACUACAAUGGUAAAAGUGAACUGGUUUUUGGAAAAGCUACGAAGUUGUCACCUUAUAAGUGAAAGGCAUCGUUAGUUAGAAGGAGGUGUGGCACUCGUUCCUGCUUUUCAAGAGGCUAGAAAGAAUCAUUUGCAAAAGAAAUCUACCUAGAUUGUGUCUCAUCCAGGUUUUAUAAUAAAACGUACAUGAAUUAAAUGCUACGGUCCUACGGAUUAUGAUUCCAACGUAUGAUGUGUAUGACUAUGAACUAUUUAUCUAUAUAGUGCUAAGACAAUUUCGUUUUGUUGUUUA
Quercus robur (English oak) is the source of this 3037-nucleotide messenger RNA. Its product is annotated as receptor-like protein EIX2. The coding region runs from base 47 to 2821 and encodes 924 amino acids. The record is from RefSeq and is a predicted model, not a curated record. Lineage: Eukaryota; Viridiplantae; Streptophyta; Magnoliopsida; Fagales; Fagaceae. Gene Ontology annotation, molecular function: protein binding. The transcript has 2 exons.